Messenger RNA from Scaptodrosophila lebanonensis, 1107 nucleotides. RefSeq lists its product as uncharacterized. Lineage: Eukaryota; Metazoa; Arthropoda; Insecta; Diptera; Drosophilidae. Gene Ontology annotation, cellular component: recycling endosome; early endosome; plasma membrane. The record is from RefSeq and is a predicted model, not a curated record. The transcript is spliced from 3 exons. The coding region runs from base 1 to 1062 and encodes 353 amino acids. Gene Ontology annotation, biological process: iron ion transport.
AUGUUCGUCUUACUUCUAACUCUAUUUGUGGCCGCUGUGGUAGCCCAAGAACAAUCCGAGCAGCAGGUGCCUGCCCGUGUAUUGCCAUAUCGCCCUUGGAUAUUUAGGGACAUCCCGAAUAUUGAAGAUUUUGAACUCGCGGAGGCUAAAAACCAACGCUCUUCGGACUUUAAGCUCUGCACGUACACCGAUGAAAGCUACGGACAAUGCCAGGCUCUCGUGGAGGCUGCUACUCGCAAGAGUAUUGCCUUGAAUCUGCAGUGUGUGCAGCGUCCCGAUCGUGCGACUUGCUUGAAGGCGGUACGACGUAGUCGUAAUAUUAUUGUGGUUCUCGGUCAGCGGGACUAUAAGGCUGCUCGCGAGGCUGGUCUGCGUCCAUCUGUAUUCGCCCGGGAGCAACCAGAUAGCUACUACAUUGCCGUUGCUCCAAGCAACAUCAGCCUAGUCGAAUACAAUGAGGCACAUCUUCAGUUGAACAUCAACGACGAGGAUGCCUUUUACGCGGGUGUGACUUUAAAUGCUCUGCGCCAGCGCAACAUUUGUCCGACUUCCGAUUCAGUGUCCAACGGACCUGUCAUACGCAUCCUGAACUCGGCUGAAUAUGUGCCGGCUGCUGAGGAUAUACUUAUCUGUCCCUUUGCCGCCGUCGCUGCCACCGACCAGGCAGAAACAUGCAACUUCGAUUCUGGGCUUCAACGGGCCGUAUUUACAUCGCCAGCUGCAAAACGCGGAGGCUUGAGGAAGUUGGGACAAGUAUUUGAACGCAUUCUGAAGAACUUCAACAAAGAAUCCGACUUUAACUUCUUCGAGAAUGAUUCCAUUUUCAAGCACAAUACCGUAGCGUUUGAUGUCACGCCCACCUAUGUGAAUGGAAUCUCCGAAGAGAUUUUCAAUUUCUUGCACUGCGAUCUGCCAGACCAGCAGGGCAAUAUUUCUCAGUUUGGCGGCGAUCUGGUACAAGUGAGCUUCAAAGAUUUUUGGAAUGGAUUUAAAAAGGGAUUGGUUGGUGGCCUCAAGAAAGGCCUUGUAGAUGGGCUUGGAAACGGACUUGACAAUUUAUAAAUAACUUAAUGAAACACAUGAAUAAAUAAUUUGCAUACAACAUUA